Molecule: messenger RNA, 3265 nt
Organism: Dunckerocampus dactyliophorus (ringed pipefish)
Lineage: Eukaryota; Metazoa; Chordata; Actinopteri; Syngnathiformes; Syngnathidae
Product: B-cadherin-like
Biological process (GO): cell morphogenesis; calcium-dependent cell-cell adhesion; homophilic cell-cell adhesion
Cellular component (GO): plasma membrane; adherens junction; catenin complex
Molecular function (GO): cadherin binding; calcium ion binding
Source: RefSeq, a predicted model, not a curated record
GCGCCACAGAAACCAUUGGUAUCUGUGUGGUCACGUGGGUCAGCCUCGAUGCCCUUAUGCGGGAGGCGGAAGGCGCGCACCUGUGAGCUGACGUCACGACCUCAACGUACCUGCAGCCACUCAUCUCUUUGAGCAACGAGCAAACCCCUCGGAACUCUCUGAAGUCUGUCACGGUCCAUUGAAACUUCUCUCCGUAGACACGGACGCUCUCUGAGGUGGGAUAUACUUUCAUUUUGGUCGUCGUCGCGAGCAGGGGGACAUUUUGGGGAUCGGCAAGAAGAUGGGGGCCGCCAGGUUCGCGGUGUCGGGGACUUUCUUCGCCCUGCUUCUGGCUUUAGUUUGGUGUGAGGAGCAAUCAUGUGUACCCGGAUUUGGGUCAGACAUGAAGGUUUUCAAAGUGAGCAGACGACAGCUAAGACGGGGCGCAUUGCUGGGCAAAGUGGACUUCACUGACUGUUCGGGCCGCAGCAGAUUUCCUUUCAGCAGUGAUGACACACGUUUCACGGUCCGGACUGAUGGGAUCUUGAUGGUAAACAGACCGGUUUCUCUUCGUGGCAAAAUUGAAUUUUUGAUCCACACGUGGGACUCGGAAGGGCGCAAGAUGACUCUUCCUUUGAGGGUACUGUAUCACAACCACCAAGUCGCUGAGCACGUGGGAGAGGAGGACCCUGCCAGGGAUGCAGAGGCAGCAGAUGAUUCAGACGUGCCCGUUUUGCGUUUUCCAAAUGCUAACAGCGGCUUGAAGAGGAGGAAGAGAGACUGGGUUAUCCCUGACAUUAAUGUUGCUGAGAACGACAGAGGUCCUUACCCCCUCAAAGUAUCCCAGAUUCGCUCCAACGAAGACAAACUGAAGAAGAUUUACUACAGCAUCACCGGUCCGGGAGCUGAUCAGCCUCCUGUUGGACUUUUUAACAUGGACAGAGACACGGGUAAUCUUUACCUGACAGAACCGCUGGACAGGGAGAAGCAGUCCAAGUACUUGUUUCAAGCGCACGCUGUGGCGGACGGUUCAGGAAAUGCUGAAGAGCCCAUGGAGAUUAUCGUGAAUGUCAUCGAUCAGAACGACAACAAACCUGUUUUUACAAAUGACACGUUCGUCGGGGAAGUAGCUGAGGCAUCGCCGAAAGGUUUUGAGGUGAUUAAAGUGGUUGCCACCGAUGCGGACCAGCCAAACACAGACAACUCUGAUAUCCGUUACCGCAUUAUCAGUCAAGUGCCGGAGCUGCCCAGAGCUGGUCUUUUUGUCAUCAAUCCAGUGACUGGAGCCAUCAGAAUCAAUGCGGGUGGCUUAGACAGAGAGAAAUAUCCAAAGUACACACUGGUGGUACAGGCAGCUGACAUGGUGGGUGAAGGCUUGACUGGGCAGGCCAACGUCAUCCUCACUGUGACAGACAGCAAUGACAACGCUCCGGUGUUUACUCAGAACUCUUACGACGCAUCCGUGGCAGAAAACAAAGUGGACGCUGUCGUCGUUAGGAUGUCUGUAACGGACGGAGACGAGCCACAUUCUCCAGCCUGGAACGCCAAGUUCAGGAUUGUUGAUGGUGAUCCCGGAAAGUUUUUCUCUGUAAAAACCAGCGGCAACAAGAAUGAGGGCAUCAUCACGACUGUCAAGGGCCUGGACUUUGAGAAGAGUGGCAAGCACACUUUGCUGGUCGCUGUGGAGAACGAAGUGCCGUUCGCCACGCCCUUGCCCACUGCCACUGCGACCGUGGUGGUAACAGUGCUCGACGUAAACGAGGCUCCGGUCUUUGAUCCGGUGCAGAAACUUGUGUCUAAACGCGAAGACCUUCCCAUCGACGCUGAUGUGGUGCAGUACACCGCGUCGGACCCCGACAUCGCACGCAAGCAGAAAGUCAUGUAUAAAAUCAUUAGCGACCCCGCAGGCUGGUUGAACGUGGCCAAAGAGACGGGUCUGAUCACGGUGAAGACCCCCAUGGACAGAGAAGCCAUCUUUGUCAAGGACAACAAAUACACUGCACUGAUUGGCGCGUAUGACAACGAUGAAGUCCCGGCCACUGGAACGGGCACGCUGAUGAUCGUCCUCGAGGACGUUAAUGACAACGCACCCACAAUCGAGGAGCGUUCCUUCACGGUGUGCAACAAAAAGUCAGCUCCUCAGGUUCUGUCUGUAACGGAUAAAGAUGGACCUGGUUUUGCUGGUCCUUACCGAGUCGCCUUAGAGGGCUUGUCCAAAAACAACUGGACGGUGAAAAUGAACGACUCCAAAACGGGAAUCAUCUUGAAUUUGGCCACGGAGUUGGCAAGUGGGGAGUACAUGGUGGUUCUACGGGUGGCGGACAACCAGGGUCUAGAGCAGGACAGCACCGUUCAGGCCAAAGUGUGCGACUGCACCGGAGAAGAAGUGGUCUGCAAGGGCCGUGUGGCGGGCGGCACGGACUUGCCAGUUAUCCUGGGAAUACUGGGAGGAAUCCUCUUGCUUCUCUUGCUGCUGCUCCUGCUGCUGAUGUUCGCAAGGCGCAGGAGGGGAGAGCACAAGGAGCCUCUGCUGCAGGACGACGAUGUCCGAGACAACAUCUACUACUACGAUGAAGAGGGAGGUGGGGAGGAUGAUCAGGACUAUGAUCUCAGCGUCCUCCACCAAGGCCUGGACAACCGCCCUGAGGUUUUCCGGAACGAUGUGGUGCCCAACUUCCUGCCGGCCCCGCAGUACCGACCUCGUCCUGCCAACCCGGAGGAGAUCGGCAACUUCAUUGACGACAACCUGAAGGCAGCCGACAACGACCCGACGGCCCCCCCGUACGACACCCUGCUGGUGUUUGACUACGAGGGAGGGGGCUCCGACGCGGGAAGCUUGUCGACUCUCAACUCAUCCAGCAGCGGAGACCAGGACUAUGACUGUCUGAGCGAGUGGGGGCCUCGCUUCAAAAAGCUGGCAGACAUGUAUGGGGGGGGGGAAGAGGACGACAUGCUGUAACACGUGCACGCAGCGCACGAAACAUGGACGGGGAGAUUUGUGUCAGCGGAUGAUUUGCACGCUGCGGCUCAAAGGCAAAAGGACGUUUCGGCAUUUUUGAUUUGUUUCUCUAACUUAAUUUUCAUAUUUGCCAAUUUCAGUGCUUACGCUUCCAAUUUCCUUCUGUUUUUCUAAAAUUGUUUUAGUUGAGCUUUUAGCCGAGGUUCUUCCUGGUCCGGUGAUACGUUGCAUGUGUUUAUUGAUACAACCGUUUGUGUUGUCACACGUUUUUUUUAUGUAAUACCACUCAGAUGUUUGAAUAAUAAAGUCCUACACUUCUGACUUGAA